AUGACGCAAACAACCCAGAUGAAAAUGGUGGUGAUGAUGAUGAUAAGUAUGUUCCAUCUGUGCAGACGUCGAAAAGGACGUCACAGUCACUCCUCACGGUAGAGGAAGAUCGUUUAUUCAUUCGAACUUUUUCCAAGCUCAUCCACUCAACAAAAACAAUUGCGAUGAAAACAGUGGCAGAAACCAUACAGAAAGACCCUAAGCUUUCUCACCUACUUAAAACGAUGACCCACCACCAAUUGGCCGAUAGGGUGCGUUCAGAGCAAAAAGCCAUUGUUCGUGCCGACCAGAGAAAGGGGCUGCAGAAAAAGGCUAAGAAAUAA
This is a messenger RNA of Paramuricea clavata, 323 nucleotides long. The record is from the annotation of a GenBank genome assembly. Lineage: Eukaryota; Metazoa; Cnidaria; Anthozoa; Malacalcyonacea; Plexauridae.